AUGAAUGUCAUGUUAAAGGAUGGGAAGCUGUGUGUGACAUCCAUAUUUAGCACACACAAUCAUGGGCUCAGUCCAAGAAAAUCCAGGUUUUUCAAAUGCAAUAGAGAAGCUAAUGAGUUUGUUAGGAGGGUGUUGGAUAAUAAUGAUGAGGCUGGCAUACGGAUGAAUAAGAGUUUCCAUGCUCUUGUAACUGAGGCGGGUGGGUUUGAGAACGUACCAUUUGGAGAAAAAGAUUGUCAUAACUAUAUUGACAAGGCACAACAUCUGCGCCUUGGUAAAGGUGGUGCUCAAGUGCUGUUUGAGUAUUUUAAAAGGAUGCAAUACAAGAAUGAUAGAUUUUUCAGCCUCAUGGAAUUGGACGAUGAUGAUAGACUGAAAAGUGUGUUUUGGGCAGAUGCCCGUAGUAGAGGGGCCUACAACUACUUUGGAGAUGUGGUAACAUUCGAUACCGCAUACUUGACAAAUAAGUAUGGAAUGCCAUUAUUACAGAUCAACAUCGCACAAUGA
Molecule: messenger RNA, 507 nt
Organism: Juglans regia (Persian walnut)
Lineage: Eukaryota; Viridiplantae; Streptophyta; Magnoliopsida; Fagales; Juglandaceae
Product: protein FAR-RED IMPAIRED RESPONSE 1-like
Exons: 1
Coding region: 1-507 (168 amino acids)
Source: RefSeq, a predicted model, not a curated record